AUGGGAAGCAAGGAAGAUGCGGGCAAGGGGUGUCCGGCGGCCGGCGGCGUCUCCAGCUUCACCAUUCAGUCCAUCCUGGGCGGGGGCCCCUCGGAGGCGCCACGGGAGCUCGCCGGCUGGCCGGCCAGGAAGCGCAGCCUGUCCGUGUCCUCGGAGGAGGAGGAGCCGGACGACGGCUGGAAGGCACCCGCCUGCUUCUGCCCAGACCCGCACGGCCCCAAGGAGCCCGGCCCCAAGCACCAACCCCCCAUCCCCUUUCCUUGCCUGGGUACCCCCAAGGGCAGCGGAGGCGCGGGGCCGGCGAGCUCGGAGCGCACGCCUUUCCUUUCGUCUUCGCACCCAGACUUUAAGGAAGAGAAAGAGAGGCUCUUGCCCGCGGGCUCGCCGUCGCCGGGGCCCGAGCGGCCGCGGGACGGCGGCGGCGCCGAGAGGCAGGCGGGCGCGGCCAAGAAGAAGACGCGCACGGUCUUCUCGCGCAGCCAGGUGUACCAGCUCGAGUCCACCUUCGACAUGAAGCGCUACCUGAGCAGCUCGGAGCGCGCCUGCCUUGCCUCCAGCCUGCAGCUCACCGAGACCCAGGUCAAGACUUGGUUCCAGAACCGCCGCAACAAGUGGAAGCGGCAGCUCUCCGCGGAGCUGGAGGCGGCCAACAUGGCGCACGCGUCGGCGCAGACUCUGGUGGGAAUGCCGCUGGUGUUCCGGGACAGCUCGCUGCUGCGCGUGCCGGUGCCGCGCUCGCUCGCCUUCCCCGCGCCGCUCUACUACCCGGGCAGCAACCUCUCGGCCUUACCUCUCUACAACCUCUACAGCAAGCUCGACUACUGA
Messenger RNA from Mesoplodon densirostris (Blainville's beaked whale), 825 nucleotides. It is a transcript of the gene HMX2, whose product is annotated as H6 family homeobox 2. Gene Ontology annotation, biological process: regulation of transcription by RNA polymerase II. The record is from RefSeq and is a predicted model, not a curated record. NCBI's taxonomy places the organism in Eukaryota, Metazoa, Chordata, Mammalia, Artiodactyla, Ziphiidae. Gene Ontology annotation, cellular component: nucleus. Gene Ontology annotation, molecular function: RNA polymerase II transcription regulatory region sequence-specific DNA binding; DNA-binding transcription factor activity, RNA polymerase II-specific. The transcript has 2 exons. Bases 1 to 825 code for a protein of 274 amino acids.